Messenger RNA from Corylus avellana, 1560 nucleotides. Lineage: Eukaryota; Viridiplantae; Streptophyta; Magnoliopsida; Fagales; Betulaceae. The record is from RefSeq and is a predicted model, not a curated record.
AUUGGGUUUCGCGGUUCAAAACAUUGUAUUCCCAAACGAAGCUUUUUCUCGCAUCUUCCUCCUUCUCAACCACCAGCAUAGCCGAUAAGGAUGAGGAUACGGUUCGACCAGCGACGCCUCCGAUCCGGGUCUCGCUCACCGAGUCGGCCGGUCGAGGCGUGUUCGCCACACGGAGAAUCGCAGCCGGAGAUCUCAUCCACACCGCGAAGCCGCUCGUUGCGCACCCUUCGCUUUCCACCAUCCACAGAGUCUGCUACUUUUGCCUCCGGAAGUUGCAAACCACUUCUCGAACUCAAGUUGUGCAGUACUGUAACAAAGAGUGCGAAGAGCAAUCUAAGGAUACAAGGUUUCAAGCACCCACUUCUGGUCAAACGGUUAGCUUGUAUGGUCAUAUCAGGUGUUGCAGCUGCUGUCAAUAUUGACAUACUUCAACCUGCUAAUCUAUCUCACUCCAAUGAUUUCAAAGAGGACAAUAUGAGAAGGCUUGCUGAACAUUCUGGUGCCCUCGGGCAUAUAUAUCCAUUAGUAUUGUUGUGCAAUGACAUAAUGCCCCCUCCACCCCAGGACUCAUCAAUCACUGUUGCUUUUGAUGACAUUCCAGAAGAUGGUUUGAAUAGUCCUCUUCGUCUAGAGAAAGUGGCAAAUGAGGUUAUAUACCGCAGAAUGAAGGAUGCUUUGAUACAAUUGAGUAAAGGUGUACAGAAGGGACCUGCAGCUGACCUCAUUCCUGUUUUAUUUGGUGAGAGGUCACCGACAGUGACCAAGAAGGAUGUCAAAUUCACACCCUUCAACUCCAACCUUGAUCACUCUCAGAAAGAUGCCAUUUCAAAAGUCCUGUCAUCAAAGAAUGUAUUUUUGCUGCACGGACCUCCUGGAACUAGAAAAACCACUACGGUGGUGGAGAUCAUCUUACAAGAAGUGAAACGUGGAUCAAAGAUUCUUGCACGUGCCGUUUCAAAUAUUGCUGUGGACAACAUUGUUGAGCGACUUGUUCCUCACAGGAGUAAAGUUGGUGAGAGUAGGGCAUCCUGCACGUUUACUACCUCAAGUAUUGGAAAGUGCCCUGGAUGCACAGGUUUUACGGGGGGAUAAUAGUGCUCUGGCCAUUGACAUUAGGAAGGAAAUGAAGCCCUUAAAGGGGAAACUGUUGAAAACCAAAGACAAAAAACACAAGGAGAGACAUCCAGAAGGAGCUUAGGACUCUUUCUAAAGAAGAGCAUAAACGACAGCAGCUGGCUGUUAAAGAUGUAAUUGCAAAAGCAGAUGUGGUAUUUUCUUCCCAUUCUCACACGCAACAAAAGCUACCCUACCAUAGUUAUGAUUUUGUAUAUUGGAAUGGAGUUUUUUUUUUUUUUUUUUUUUUUAGUUUUGAUCUCAAUUCUGAAAAUCAUACUUGCUCUUGAGAAGCCAGUCCAGAGAAGAGGUUGGGAGAAAGUCAUAAUUAGCCAAAAAUUGUUGAACUAUUUCAGUUAUUUUUUAAUUAACUUUGUUCAAUGAAUUGCAGGCUAGGACCUUUCUUUUGAAACAUAAUUUUGCAAUUCAACCUAAUGCCCACUGGCC